CCUUAAAUGUUUUCAUGAAUGCCUGGAUUAAGUUUCACCAUAUAAACUCAGAUCCCAUUCACACUGCUCUCUAUUCAAAUUUUAAAAUUUUUCAUUUCCAGAAAUAGAAAUAUAGAAAUAUAGAAAUGAACGAGUCCUUUAACCAAACCCUGGAGGACUCUGUGCUCGGUGAACAAGGACUAAAUGUGUCUCCGGCUCUUGAAGAAAUUGCAGCGUCCUUUAACAAGUCUAAUAUACUCGUCCCAGAACCAGUUUUCUCCAUCAUUCUCACCCUGUACAUCCUCCUCACAACAUUUGCAGUGCUGGGAAACCUCUCUGUGGUUCUUGUGGUGGCUCUAAAGAAGGGUUUAAGAACAACUAGAAACAUCUUCAUCUUACAUCUUGCUAUUUCAGAUAUACUCUCCGCCUGCUCCAUCCCCCUCACAAUCACAGACGGUCUGACCAGGUCUUGGGUUCUUGGAGACUCACCUCUCAUGUGCAGAAUUGUGAAAACUGUUCCAAACAUGGCCGUGUUCAUGUCCUCGUUCACCAUCGUCGCCAUCGCCAUAGAUCGGUACUACGUCAUCUGCAGACCAACCAGAUCUCAGAUAAACAAAACAAAGGCAUGUCUGAUCUACCCAGUCGUCUUCCUGCUCGCCAUUGCCGCAACUGUUAUCCUGUUUGUGAAAUCCCGACUCUUUACGCUCAAACAGCUUCUGGAAAAUCAGGGAGUUGUGGUCAACAAGCACGAAGAAUUCUUUUCCGAAAUCUUAAUCUGUGUGGAGGAUUGGAAUGAUGGCAAACCUAUGAGCAAAUACGAUAGGUUAAACUACACCCUGUUCUCCUUCGGUAUCCAGUUCCUUCUGCCCUUGGUUGUAAUCAUAGUCUUCUACACUAAGAUCUACAAGUAUAUCAAGCUUCACCAGUACAGCAUGACCAACCAGAGAAACAGAAUGAAGAGAACAAGUAUCAUCUUCUUCUUCAUCUCUGUUAUCUUCUGCGUCAGUUGGCUGCCGUUCUCACUAUUCUCUAUGCUAUCUGAAGCUUUUGAUCUCUUUGAAGACUCAGAGGCCCUGAUGCUCUGUUACUACAUCACUCACCUCUUGGGAAUGUCGUCCUCUUGCACCAAUCCCAUCCUCUACGCAUUCUUCAACACAAACUUAUCAACUGAACUCAAGAAACUACCUGGACAGUUAUUUGCUCUGUGCACUCCAUCCUUAAACAAUCAGACGGGAGAAGUCGCUGUAAGACUAUCAAUAAGGAACGUAGAAAAUACAAGGAACAACAAACCCUCUGAUGAGCAUCAGACGUUAAAGGGCUUCAAUGAUCUGACCACAACUCAGCUAAGGCUCCAGACCAGCUCAGAAGCGCAACACUCGGAGCCAUCAUUUCUGCAGCAGUCAAGCGCAGGAGCUGCCAACGCCUCCGGGCCCAGCCAGGCCAGAAAGGCAGGGCCGGUACAGGAUGAAGAGCCAAGACAAGUAGAAUUCACAGUAGCAUCACCUGGACCUAGGCCCGUGAUUAAGGAGAGUCCACUGGAGCUGACAUUGGUUCAAGUAGAUCCUAGAUUCAAGAUUUUAAAACUUCGUCACUCCUUGAAGCAUCAGUCAAGUAUGGAUAAAUUUGUUCUGGUACGAUCACACUCAGAGUACUUCUUUAACAGGCAGAUAUUAAACAAUGUCUAACUAAACAAAAUUUUCUCCAAAAACAAAAGAAUAAAGACAGAAAAAUUUUGAAAAAUAA
Eurytemora carolleeae is the source of this 1722-nucleotide messenger RNA. RefSeq names its product neuropeptide F receptor. The coding region runs from base 126 to 1664 and encodes 512 amino acids. The transcript has 13 exons. Gene Ontology annotation, biological process: G protein-coupled receptor signaling pathway. Gene Ontology annotation, cellular component: membrane. Gene Ontology annotation, molecular function: neuropeptide Y receptor activity. Lineage: Eukaryota; Metazoa; Arthropoda; Copepoda; Calanoida; Temoridae. The record is from RefSeq and is a predicted model, not a curated record.